Epinephelus lanceolatus (giant grouper) is the source of this 2369-nucleotide messenger RNA. It is a transcript of the gene slc7a14b, whose product is annotated as solute carrier family 7 member 14b. Lineage: Eukaryota; Metazoa; Chordata; Actinopteri; Perciformes; Serranidae. Gene Ontology annotation, cellular component: plasma membrane. Gene Ontology annotation, biological process: transmembrane transport; amino acid transport. Gene Ontology annotation, molecular function: amino acid transmembrane transporter activity. The record is from RefSeq and is a predicted model, not a curated record.
AUGGCGGCGUGGCUGGGCAGGGUGUCUUUGGGUGACGCUUGGUACAACAUGUACUCUCGCCUGCUGCGAACCAAACCUGUGGGCUCCAUGGCUCACAGCUCCAACGACCUCACAGAGCUCGGGGAGGGGGCGGCAGUCGGGCUCGCCAAGGUUCUGACCACCAUGGACCUGGUGUCGCUCGGGGUUGGCAGCUGCGUUGGCACAGGGAUGUACGUAGUCGCUGGGCUGGUUGCCAAGGCGAUGGCUGGGCCAGGGGUCAUCCUGUCUUUUAUCAUUGCAGCAGUGGCAUCCAUACUGUCAGGUGUGUGCUAUGCAGAGUUUGGCGUCCGAGUCCCAAAGACAACCGGCUCGGCCUACACCUACAGCUAUGUGACAGUUGGGGAGUUUGUGGCGUUUUUUAUUGGCUGGAAUCUGAUCCUGGAGUAUCUGAUUGGCACGGCAGCGGGGGCGUCGGCUCUCAGCAGCAUGUUCGACUCUCUAGCCAAUCACAGCAUCAGCAAUUACAUGAUAACACACCUGGGCACGCUGAAAGGACUCGGUAAAGGUGAGGACACAUAUCCUGACCUGCUGGCCCUCUUCAUUGCCCUGCUGGUCACAGUGAUCAUUGCUCUCGGUGUGCGUAACUCUGUGGGCUUCAACAACAUCCUCAACGUGGUCAACCUUGUGGUCUGGGUCUUCAUGAUCAUCGCUGGACUCUUCUUCCUCUCCGCCAGCAACUGGGAGAACGGCAUGUUCCUGCCCUAUGGCUGGUCAGGGGUGAUGCAAGGUGCAGCAACUUGCUUCUACGCCUUCAUCGGCUUCGACAUCAUUGCGACGACAGGAGAGGAGGCAAAAAACCCAAACACCUCCAUCCCGUAUGCCAUCACCGCCUCACUGGUCACCUGCCUCACUGCAUAUGUGUCGGUGAGUGUGAUCCUGACCCUCAUGGUUCCCUACAACCUGAUCGAUGGCUCAGCUCCACUCAUGGAGAUGUUUGCGGUGCAUGGUUUCCUGUGGGGGAAAUACAUUGUGGCUGUUGGCUCCAUAGCCGGACUCACCGUCUCUCUGUUGGGCUCUUUGUUCCCCAUGCCUAGAGUCAUCUACGCCAUGUCCCGUGAUGGCCUGCUGUUCAGGUUCUUGUCUCAUGUGUCUGCACUCACACACACUCCCACGGUGGCAUGUUUGGUGUCAGGGAGCUUCGCGGCCCUCCUUGCUCUGCUGGUUAGCCUGCGGGACCUGAUCGAGAUGAUGUCCAUCGGCACCCUGCUGGCGUACACUCUGGUCAGCGUGUGUGUGCUCUUACUGCGCUACCAGCCUGACGAACAGACUGACACACACCAGUAUGACUCCGGAGAGGAUGUAGUUGGCCUGAAGCUUCAGGAUGACGGAGCUGUCCCCACCAAAGACGACCAGAUGCUGAUCGGAGACUCAGAUGGUGACAGAUCAGCGUCCUACCACGCAAGCGGGACUGAAGGACAGGGGGACGACUCUGACUUCCACACAGGCCAUGCCUCUCUACUGAAAAGGCUUUUGGGAGGUCAUUACUACACCCUGCGAAUGCGGCUCGGAAUGCCUGAAGCGUCGGCCCAGCCCACUCCUGCCACUGGCCGCAUAGUGACCAGAUGCACCCUCCUCUUCUUCCUCACGUCCUUCCUCCUCUGGUCCACCAUUAUAUUUGGGGUUGAACAGGGAACUGGUGCCAGGGCAGUGUUUUCAGGCCUCAUGGCCACACUGAUGACCGGGUCCUUGGUGAAGCUUUUAAUUAUGAUUAUACAGCAGCCAGAGAGUGGGAGGAAGCUGCCCUACAUGGCGCCCUGUGUGCCAUUUGUCCCUGCAGCUGCCAUAUUGGUCAACAGCUACCUUAUGCUUAAACUGUCUCCACUCACCUGGGCCAGGUUCACCAUUUGGUGCCUCAUAGGUUUGUUGAUCUAUGGUUGUUAUGGAGUGUGGCACAGCACACUGGAGCUCAAUGCCCGAGAACAGCAGGCACACGCCAGCUCCUACCAGCGCUACGAUGACCAUCUUGACGACGACACCUUCUCCCCUGAUGACAACUUUUACCCCCAGGAACAGGACGACAGACCUUACCAGGGCUGGUCUGCUCCAGAAGAGAGGGGAUACCACAACCAGCUGCAGCAGGAGAAUCAGUAUGAAGAUGGUGAGCAGUAUCAGAGCCAGUAUGAGGAUAAUGGUGACCAGUAUGGAUACCAGUCUGGACCAGGAGGCCAGCCUGCAAGCAGAGGCAGAGGAAGGACCAAUCAUGGCUUUGAUGCAGGUGAAGAGGAGGACUGAACAAAGGAUGCUUCUGAAUUUAUGACAGGAUGAACUGAACUUUCAAAGUGCCGUCUACAUGAGACACUAAAUCAAAUAACCUCCAAGAAAAAGUUACA